UCUUCUCUCAGUUGGGAAAUGCAUAUGGCGGCAGCAUGGACGUAAGAAAUGUUUAGAAAGUAAAAAGUAAGAGAAGAUCAUCUCAGAUGCAUUAGAUCAUUAUCAAUUUACAGUGAUUAGGAAGUAGAAGAUCUAGAAACUCAAUAUGGCUCGAAACGCAGAAAAAGCCAUGACCAUGCUAUCAAGAUGGUAUGAUGUCAAAAGGAAAGAAGCAGGAAAAGGCAUACCAGAAAGACGACCAUUUUUAGCAACAGAAUGUGACAAUUUACAAGAAGCUGAAAAGUGGAGGCACCAGAUCAUUAGAGAAGUCGCCAAGAAGGUUGCACAGAUACAAAAUGCUGGUCUUGGUGAGUUUCGUAUACGUGAUCUCAAUGAUGARAUCAACAAACUUUUAAGAGAGAAAAGACACUGGGAAGAUAGAAUAGUUGAACUUGGUGGUCCUAACUAUAAAAAAAUUGGUCCAAAGAUGUUAGACCAUGAAGGAAAAGAAGUUCCUGGCAACAGAGAUAUUUUGGCGCAGCAAAGGAAUUACCUGGUGUAAGAGAAUUAUUUGAACAAGAACCUCCAAAAGCACCCAGAAAGACAAGAGGAGAACUGUACAAAGAUGUUGAUGCAGACUAUUAUGGAUAUAGAGAUGAAGAUGAUGGAGUUUUAGUUCCCAUAGAACAAGAAGUUGAAAAAGAUGCUAUAGCAAGAGCCAUUGAGGAAUAUCAAGCAAAAAAAGAACAAGAGAUGGAAGAAGAUGACGAGGAAGAAGAAGAUAUUUAUGCUGUCCAACCUGAACAAGAGGGUAGUGAUGAAGAAAUGGCAACUGAUGAAGGAGGGGAAGGAAGCCAAUCGUUUGUAKCCCAUGUUCCAGUACCAUCUCAGCAAGAGGUUGAACAGAUGCUUGUUCAAAGAAAGAAAAUGGAAUUAUUGGACAAAUAUGCAAGUGAAGCGCUGAUGCAGCAAAGUCAAGAAGCCAAAGCACUUCUUGGUUUAUAGUGAAUCGAAGUCAUAACUCUUACUUUACUCUAUAGUGUACAYAUAUGGCAAUCAUCCAAUUAGCAUUUAUCGUCAUCUUAAUGUACUGUGUAUAAACAAGAGAAAGACCUAAUAAAUAUAUAGUGGUUGUACAGUCUUCAAAACUCAAAUAGUAUAAAAAUAUGAGUUGUCUAAUGAAUACUAAUCAUAAUUUUUCAAAAACAGUGUUGGGUAAGAUACAUGUUAUCAUUAUAUGGGGCAUCAUGAGUAUAUCAUGUGAUUAUCAUAAAUCGCAAAUAAUUCCAAUACUCUAAAGGUUAUUCAAGCACAAUCUGCAGUGUUAUGACAAACUAAACAUUUAUCUUGGAAAUAUCAACUGCCCUAUAUAUUGAUAUUGURUUUAUUUAAGUUAGCAGAAUUAGUAGGAAUUAUUAUUACUAUUUGUUUCAAAAAUUAAGUGUGUUUACUCUCUCAACCUGGAAGUUUAUUGGCAGCAUAGACAGGUCRUAAUGUGUGCUCAUUUAAGUUGCAUUUUGUUUAUCACUUAAAAAAUAGUAGCUGAGAAGCCCAGMAAGGAGCAAACUAAUGAACUGGAGUCAUUCUUAYUGAAUAUUUCAUAGUGCWGUCYGUGCUCUUUUGACAAACACAGUUAUCCUUAUAGAGGUACUGGAUGUAAAGUGCAAAUAUAACAUGAAAAAACAUUGUAUUAGAAACUAYUGCAUGCUAUAUUAUGUAUUUGUGAAUUAUUCUUUAAUAAAUACUCUGAGGAUAACUUUGUGAAAA
This is a messenger RNA of Exaiptasia diaphana, 1746 nucleotides long. RefSeq names its product pre-mRNA-splicing factor ISY1 homolog. Gene Ontology annotation, cellular component: post-spliceosomal complex; catalytic step 2 spliceosome; post-mRNA release spliceosomal complex. The record is from RefSeq and is a predicted model, not a curated record. NCBI's taxonomy places the organism in Eukaryota, Metazoa, Cnidaria, Anthozoa, Actiniaria, Aiptasiidae. Gene Ontology annotation, biological process: mRNA 3'-splice site recognition; generation of catalytic spliceosome for second transesterification step.